Molecule: messenger RNA, 417 nt
Organism: Macrosiphum euphorbiae (potato aphid)
Lineage: Eukaryota; Metazoa; Arthropoda; Insecta; Hemiptera; Aphididae
Source: the annotation of a GenBank genome assembly
AUGACAUCGUUUCAACCAAGCGACCAUCGGAACGAAAACAGUUGGUAUUGCCUAACCAAAGGGCCGGCAGCCAAUCAGAAACCGGAAUACAUCGGUGAACAGGUAUAUAUACCGGUGCGUUCCCCGAUGUACUUCACUUCAACUCAAACCUUCAAACCGUCAACAUCUCCAGCAAGAACGAGACCUGAAGGACUGAAGCAACACCCGCCGAAUCAGACGACCAAACGACAAUCUACGAAGCGCCUGCCGCAGACACGAGCUAUCAAGCGCUCCCACAACGGCGAUCUGCGAAUAGCGCCUGGUGCGGAAGCGAGCUAUCAAGUGCUCUUACAACACCAACUGCGAACGACAGCAGGACCACCGACCACGCCGAUUCCACUGGCAACGGAUUACGGGUUGCCUAUACCAUACGACUGA